AAAUCGCACCUUCCAUGACGAGUAUCUGGACUGGAUAUAUUCGAUUGUCUUUCUUCUCCGUCAGCUUUCCAAUCACAACGUUACCAUAUUUCAUUAUCGACAUUCAUCAACUAUAUCAACAUGGAGCCAGACAAGACGCUCAAUGCAUUCUUAGGACUGCUGGACGGAGAAAUCAUGCCCUCCUCCAGUUGCACGCCCAACUCAUCGGACUGCACACACUACUGCCCCCACAGCACAACGCGUUUCCGUCCCUUCAACAUUCGUCUUUCUAAUCCAAAGGAUGACUAUGAACCGUUUGAGUUACUCGACGUUUUGAACAAAAGUUACGGACGUCUAGAUGAGUUCUCAACCCUUGUCAUCAACAACCUUCUCGACCAGAAGUUUCCAUUCACUAUCUACACCUUCGUCUCAAACAAAGUAUCCUCGCCCGCGCUGAUGGUCAGAAUGACUAUCUGGACAAGGGCGGAGAUUGUUACGGAGCUCCUGAAUAGACGUGUCAAGUCCCAUGUUGCCAGCACUUCGCCGACAAGACCAGAAACAUCACUCAAAGAAAUUGCAAGUCCUAGUUUCGGGUGGCUGAGAAUUGCCCACCAUUCAGAUGGAUUCAGACACUGGUCGACACGACGAAUGGGUCAAAGACCUUGGUUCGAUAUGGUGCAGCAGGCCAACGUCCGCCCUACUUCGGGUCAUGAGAAACUUUUGUACAAGUCGGAGAAAGAGAAACUCGAGUCUUUAGGGUUGACUGAAACAGCAAGACUCCCAUAUGCCAGUCCGUUGCUUCGAACUCGGAGCGAAUCUACUCAAGUGGAUACGCAGGACGACCAGACACAGGACGACCAGACACAGGACGACCAGAUACAGGACGAUCAGACACAGGACGACCAGAUACAGGACGAUCAGACGCAGGACGACCCGGCGGAGGACGACCAGACGCAGGACAACCAGAUGCAGGACGACCAGGCGCAGGACGAUCAGACGCAGGACGAUCCGGCGGAGGCGACCAGUCGGAGGACGGCCAGACGCAGGACGACCAAGCGGAGGACGACCAGGCGGAGGCCAGAAGACACACCGUCAAAUGAUGUGCAGACGGCGGCCACGCAGCAAGAGAACGUACAGGUAGGGCAAACGCGGCCAGAGAGUAGGCAACCAGAGAGCACACAGCAGGAGUCCACGCAUACAAAGAACCCACAAACAAACACGAAAAUGGCGGGCGCGCCGCCACAGGAUGCCUGGAGUGUCGCGAGCCGUAUCCUGAGCUUCAUGAUGCAACUGCUUGUUGUGCUGCUGAUAAUUAGCACUGUGGUAUCGUGGUUGUUCGGUGCUUUGUUGAAGAAACCGUUCGGCCGUUCGUCGUCUUCCAACUCCUCCAAAAGCAAGAAGUCUGCUGCAAGCUCAGCCAAGAACGACACCUUCAACAACAACAAAGGCGCCAACACGGGCCUCACAACCCCUAGCUUUGAAAUUCUCGGUCCUGUUUCGACAAAGUCAGAGUCUUCUUCCAAAUCGGGCUCAGUACAGCCCGGUACACUGGACGACGUUUCUCCUGCUAGUGCCCUGGAGGCCUUGAUGCAGGAUGAAGCCGACUGCGCUGCUGAUAGAUUUGGGGAAGUCAUUGAAGGUUUGAACGCGGGACUCAAAACGAAGACGCUCUCAGAAUUGAAAGCAUAUUAUGACAAGAUCGACCCUUCUCUUGAGUUCUUGAGGUUUUUGUUCAAUAUAGCUGUUCUUGAGAAGUUGACGGAAGAGGCCGAAAGGGGGUUGGAACUUCUGUGAAGAAGGCAGAUAUCAGUUGGGUGAACAGUCGCAUGGAAAGAGCCAUCGGUUGGAAUUCUGGGGUUGACAAUGCACUCUUUACCCUAC
Messenger RNA from Aureobasidium pullulans EXF-150, 1860 nucleotides. RefSeq lists its product as uncharacterized. The coding region runs from base 121 to 1773 and encodes 550 amino acids. The transcript has 4 exons. Lineage: Eukaryota; Fungi; Ascomycota; Dothideomycetes; Dothideales; Saccotheciaceae. The record is from RefSeq and is a predicted model, not a curated record.